GAGGUGCUGCGCAUGCGCCGCGAGGGGGUAUAUCGCUUCUGCUUCUCCCCCUCCUGGGGCGGGGCCUCGAAUGGGUGGGACAGGGCCUGAGAAAGCAUGGCGGGCCGCCCCGGCGCCAUGCUGGCAGCCACAGUGAUGCUUUGGGUCUGGAGCGGCGGCGGGGCCGAGCCGGGACCAGAACCCGAGGAUGAGGCAGAAUGGGCAGAGCCCUGGGAUGGUACGGUUUUCCGGCCGCCUACUGCGCUGGGCUCGGUGGGAGUAGCGCGGAGCUUAGGGAAGCCAAUGUCAGACGACGAUGAGAGCGAGCUGCCCGUCCUGCUGUGGUGGAGCCCCGGCUUGUUCCCCCACUUCCCUGGGGAUUCAGAACGCAUCGAGUGCGCGCGUGGCGCGUGCGUGGCCUCCCGGGAUCGGCGGCGGCGGCAAGAGCCGCGCACGCGCGCGUUACUCUUCUACGGCACAGACUUUCGUGCGUCCGAGGCGCCUCUGCCCCGCUUGGCGCAUCAGAGCUGGGCGCUGCUGCACGAGGAGUCGCCCCUCAAUAACUUCCUGCUAAGCCACGCGCCCGGAAUCCGCCUCUUCAACCUCAGCGCCACGUUCAGCCGGCACUCCGAUUACCCGUUGCCUCUGCAGUGGCUUCCCGGGCUCGCCUAUCUGCGCCGUGCCGCGCCCACGUCGCAGGAGCGCGCGGCCUGGCGCCGCCGUGGCUACGCGCCACUCCUCUAUCUGCAGUCCCAUUGCGACGUACCCUCAGACCGCGACCGCUACGUGCGCGAGCUCAUGCGCUACAUUCCGGUGGACUCUUAUGGCAAGUGUCUACAGAAUCGCGAGCUGCCACCCCGGCUGCGAGACACGGCCACGGCCACAUCGGAGGACCCCGAGCUUCUGGCCUUCGUGUCCCGCUAUAAAUUCCACUUGGCUAUGGAGAACGCCAUCUGCGAAGACUACAUGACGGAGAAGCUGUGGCGGCCCCUGCACCUGGGGGCUGUGCCCGUGUACCGCGGCUCGCCAUCCGUGCGCGACUGGAUGCCUAACGAGCGCGCCAUUAUCCUAGUGGACGACUUCGAGUCGCCGCAGCAGCUGGCUGCCUUCAUCGACUUUCUGGACAAGAACGACGAGGAGUAUGCCAAGUACCUGGCCUACAAGCAGCCUGGGGGCAUAACUAACCGGCUCCUUUUAGACAGCCUGGAGCGCCGGGAGUGGGGGGUGAACGACCCUCGGCAACCCAGCUAUUUGCAAGGCUUCGAGUGCUUUGUCUGUGACCAUGAGCUGGCCCGGCUGGCCGCUGACAGAGCCCACGAAGCCGCCCCCGCCCACGUCUCGCCCCCGCCCCCCCGGAUCGUACAACAUUCCCACAUGGCCUGCCCAGAGCCCACCCCAGGCUUUGGAAGGCUGGAGGAGAUCCCCGAGAAUGACAGUUGGAAAGAGAUGUGGCUACAAGAUUACUGGCAAGGCCUAGAUCAAGGUGAGGCCCUCACUGCCAUGAUCCACAACAAUGAGACACACCCGGGGAAGUUUUGGGAUUACAUGCAUGACAUUUUCCUCCGAAGGAACCAGUAUCCCCAGCCACCUACAUGAAUGCCCUUGACCUUGGCACAACUGAAGUGAGGAAGGACCCUAGAGAGGGUAGAUUUCCUUUCUACUUUGUGACUUAAAGGGAAAGCCACCAUUUCUUCGAGGAAUGAAGAUUUCCAGGAUAUUCCCCCACAUUCCUACUGUCAUGCUGCUUGGCAUGUGGUUUCAGAAAAGCCCCUGGACCCUCAACGAAGAGGGAAAUUGAACUGUUUUAUCCUGAAUGGUCCUGGUGAGGAUGCAGGUACCUCCUACAUUCUAAUGGGUUUGAUUGAGAGCUGGUGAUCAGAGUUAAAUAGCAUUUUUUAAAAGACUAUUUAGUUCUCCACAUAUUUCAUCUUCUGGGGUCUUAUCUGGGCUAACUAACUGUGGCAUUGGAGGUAACGUUAUAGCCACUUCACCCAUGUGCACAUUAAAACAAAAAUCAAGAAACUGAGGGUCAGGUGAAAUGAUUAACCUUCAGUUUUGUAGUUUACUAGUGACAGAGACCAAAGUAGAUUGGUUAUUCUGGCCCUUAGUUCAAUCUUUCCUUGAUUCUACUCUACCUCGAAAAUACAAUGGGGAGAGUCUUCCUGAGUAUCUUUUUGUGAUGUUAAGAUAUACAAAGAGCCAGCCAGUGAACCAAAAUACAAUCUCGUUUGUGGUUUUGUUAUUCAGUUAAUUUUUUUGUUACAUUUUCAUGUGCUACAAAGUAAUUCUCUACAGAAUCAUGGAAAAGUUGCUAAAGAUAACUACUUUUAUACAGACCUUUUGAAUACCUUACUUUCUAAAACUUUCCACCCCAAAUGGAUUGACUUAGUUUGCUGCUGUUGUGUAGUUUGUCUUCUUCCAGCCAUAUGAUGUUAAGACAUUAUAAUAUCUAUUGGCAAUGCAUUAUUCAGUCUAGCUGUUCAGGACAGAAUAAAACCAAGGCACCAAGCUAAUGGGGAUAGGAAGGGAAGAGAUGGUGGCCACAAGUGGUUGGGUAAGUAAAAAGCUAUAGUCAGUCAACUUUGGGGAUACAGCCAAACCCACUUAAAUCACUGUGGUUUGUAAAUACCGCUUGACUUCCUCUGAACACGAAGACCAUAGACCUUUUUUAGGGCAGUAGAGCAAGAGUAUGUUGGAUCUUAAGACUGAUACAAAGAUUUUGUAGUAUUCCAUUGGUGAACAGCUUUCAUGCCUUUCUUAUAGCCACAAUCUACACCCAUUUACACACCAGUAUUGUUAGAUUGUUUUCUGAAGUUUGUCCCUCCUUUUGCUAAUGAGAGCCUCCUAGCAUUGAGUAUAUCUGGCCAUUAUAAAAAGGAAUUUUCUUUGGAGCUCAGAAAACGAUGAGACUUUGAUAACAAAAACAAAACGCACUUUACAACAGAUUAAAAAGGCUGCCUAAUUUCUCUUUGGGUAUUAUAAAGCUCAGUGAGGAAAGAUUUAAAGGAAGUGAGAUGAAUAAUAAUCAACCAAAGCUUUCAAUAACUUACCAUUUAAAUAUGAUACUAUUCUGGGCAGCUACAAAAGAAAUUAAAAGCAGCACUUGCCUUCUGAAUUUACAACUUUAGAAACAUUAAUAAUAUAGGACAUAUAUUAGACAAAACUAGUUUGAUGUUAUUUACAUUAUGUGCAAUAAGAAAGGAUCAAUGCUUUUAUUAGAAUGGUAGGGAAGGUGCUAGAUUCAUCUCUGCCAUCCUUUCUAAUUAUAGAGGUGCAUUACAGCACUUUAUAUGCACCUAGUGGAUCAGUCAUUAGGGAAUUAUAGCAACCAUGAGGUGAGACCUGAUUGCUAGUGCUGUUUAGUCUAUUCUUUUUUACUCACUUGCUAAUAACAUGAGAAAGCAAGCAUAGCACCAGCCAUUUGUAUGGCAAAGCAGAUAACACUGGACACUGGUGAGAUGGAGUGGGGCCACAUAGGAGCUAAGGAACUCAAGUGAGGAUUUUCCUUUCUCUAUGGAGAACCAGACCAGUAUGAACUUCAUUUUGUCUUUGAGAUUUGAGAUAUGCUGCUCUUGAUUUACUAAUUGGCUAUAUCAGCAACACAGGAAAAACCUGGUUAUUCUCAGAUUUAUCCCCUGAAGAGUUAGUUUACUUUAUGUUGGUAUUUUGGAAUCACAGUGCCAUUUAAGUUUGCAGUGACUUGUUACUGUUUUUAUAUUAUUAUAUCAGAUUUAAUUUUCUAAUAAAAUGUUUUUAUUAUAUAUACUCUCACCUA
Monodelphis domestica (gray short-tailed opossum) is the source of this 3754-nucleotide messenger RNA. RefSeq names its product protein O-fucosyltransferase 4 (gene POFUT4). Lineage: Eukaryota; Metazoa; Chordata; Mammalia; Didelphimorphia; Didelphidae. Gene Ontology annotation, cellular component: Golgi membrane. The record is from RefSeq and is a predicted model, not a curated record. Gene Ontology annotation, molecular function: alpha-(1->3)-fucosyltransferase activity.